AUGUGGCCGCGCCACCAACCACUGCAUGGCAGCUGGGAGCGUGGUGCAAUGGCAAGCGUGUCAGCCUGCGGAGCCUAUGAUGAAGGUUCAGAUCCUUUUGCCGCUAACUUUUUUUGCCAUUAUUUUUUUUUAAAGAGUUUUGAUGAGAAUAUUAAAAUUUCAUGAGUAAAACCUUUCCAAAUAAGUUCGAUGGCUAUUUUCUUUCUAAAAUCGCUUUUUUUGAUGGGCAAAAAUUAUGAAAAAUUUCUAAAGUUGUGGCAGACUGCACAUCAUCAGAGACUAUUUUUUUGAAAAUCAGCGAAAAAUGUUUCAGAAAAGCGCUGAACCUUCAUCGAAGAUCUUCGCAUGUCUUGGUUGUGAUAAAUAACAGUGGCUUUUCAAUAUUUCAAUAGCCAAUUUCUGCCUUGCUUCUGAAGAAACAUCUUUACAGAAUAUGAAAACUUACCUGUCAUCCGAGUUUUAUUGAAAAAAAAUUUCCAAAGCCAAUUUCCAUACUAAUCCUGAUUUUUUUUUCAAAUUUUCAGGAAUCUAAAAAAAUCUUUUUGAGCAAAAAUGUUUUUUUAGGAAAAAUUCUCUGAUGAUGUGAAGUCCGCCACAAUUUCAGAAAGUUUUCAUAACUAUUGUCCAUAAAAAAAGCGAUUUCAGAAAGAAAAAUAGCUAUCGAACUUAUUUGGAAAGGUUUUUACUCAUGAAAUUUUAAUAUUCUCAUCAAAACUCUUAAAAAAAAACAAUGGCAAAAAAAGUCAGCGGCAAAAGGAUUUGAACCUUCAUAAUAGGCUCCGCAGGCUAACACGCUAACCACUGCACCACGCUCCUAGCUGCCAUGCAGUGGUUGGUGGCGCGGCCACAUUCCUUCCAAACGGCGUCACAUGGUUAAGGAUAAAACUUUGAAAAAUCAUAUCACCAAAACAAAAAGUUUGUGCAGGUAGCGACUAUGGGGGAUCGGUUUCCAGUCCAUCAAGGAUUGUUUGAGCAAAUUUAGAAAAAAUUCUGAACCCUACGCUAAAAUGACCUCCCAUGUGAGUGUUCACCAUGAAUGCUCAAAAACUUCCGUUUUGCAUUAACGAAAUCCGAAGAAAUUUCUUUUUUGUAAAAUACGGCUAAUAACGGUUUAGAUAUGAUAGUUCUGUAGCGAUCCAGCAAUUCUCCCUUACCGCUGAGACGAGACGAAAAGUUUAGAAAAAAAGACCCAUCAUUUUUCAAGCGCCACUUUGCUAAUCGUGUGAAGACUUUAUCAAAUAUGUUUGUCAAAGAAACUAAAACUUAAAAUUAUUAUUGUGGGGAAAAACUUAUUUUGUUUGGAAAUACCUUUUUUAACAUCUUUCAAAAUUUCUUAUUCUAGCUAUAGCUUUUCAUGACAUCAUGCUUUUGUAAUUUUAUCUUCACAAAAGAAAAACGAUUAGAAAGUUGAACAAAACAUAUUGAAAAAAUUACUCAUAAUAAAACACGAAAAUCGAAAAAGCAAAAAAAAAGAACAGGGCCAAAAAAUCAUUUUAGGUGUUUGCCCGAUGAAUACUGUCUCUUUCGCUUCAAUAAGGACGUCUCUGCCAAUGAAAUGCGCUCCAUCGAACAUUCGAGAUGAAUGCCCGGUCGACUAUGUCUGUACUACCCAAGGUACUAGCAGCUACUGCUGCUCCCCCCAAGAAUGUGAGUAUUUUUUUGUGAAAAUCUAUUGAGAAAUGGAAAAGCCGGAAGUGAAAUCGAAGAGAAGAAUACAAAAAGUCCGAUGAAUACGCGAAGAAAAAAGAAUCGAAUUAUCAGCCCUGCGAAAUCGCGUUUCUUGGACAAUAUGAAGUUGAUUUUAUCUCUUAUUUUUCUGUUUUUGACUCAUAUCUUUUUCUUAUGAAAUUUCAGACUUAUUGUGAUUUUCUGAAAAAAUUUAUGUAAACUUUCCUUUGGAUGAUUUUUUUAAGGUUUUGCGGUUUCCUUUUUUUCUGUAAUUCAUGGUUUUUUUCCUAAAUAUUUAUAUGAAGUUUUUUUGAUUUUAGCGGUUUUGUCCACUCGGUCAGAAGGCGUACAUUCAUGCGGUUUCAAAGAAUUCGAUGAAGUGCGACCCGCAAAUACCAUUUUCCUGCCCUUCAAACUAUUAUUGCUCUCCUGCCGUUCCAGGUGCCCUUUGGGGCUUCUGUUGCAACCAAAACGUUGACGGUAAACUAUCUGACCAAAAAAAGUUAAUAUUUUUGAAAAACGUUCUCAAUUCCAGCAAAGUGCCCUUCCGGCACGCAGCCAUAUUUGAACAAGUUUACGAGAACUCCUCAACGUUGCACCGUCGGAGUUUCUCAAUGUGGGUAAGAUUUUUCAAAUUAAACUAAUGGAUAAAUCAAGAAAAAUUUAAGAAUGGGAUUCACUUGCCAAAGUAUGCAGAAAGGAGUGAUUAUCGGCUUUUGCUGCACCAACUUGCGGAAAACGUCAAAUCAGAGAAUGCUAAGCUCUUCUCAUGCCAAUCCUAGAGAAGAAAAUUGUAAGGAAACUAAAAAAAAAAAUUUUUUUUUUUGGAAAAGAUAUGACACAUAGAACUUAUUUUGUGCAAAAAUAACAAUCAUAGGACCUUUGCCGUCUCCAAUCUACGUUUUAAUCAAAUUCAGCAAUCGUGAAUGUUAACGAUGCCCUUUCUCCUCACAACGAUGGCGUCAACACCAUGGUUACCAGCAAAAGUUAGUUAAUAUCCGUAAAAUCCACAAAGUUGGCAGUAAGAUAACAAUGUUCGAAAAUCAGGCAAAAAGCCCGAAAAAAGGUUGCUAACUCUGCAAAAACAAGCGACAUGUCCACCUGGUUUUGGAGCUGUCUACUACGAGAGCACACAGCUCAAUGUCGAGUGCACGCCAGCAGAAGGAUUGAAAAUACGUUGUCCAGGUGAAAAUAAUCAAAAGAUGGAUUUUAUGGUCAAGCAAUAGUUCAGACAGCUCAAACUGCAUCAAAGCGCACAUGGACCUCGCUGGAAGAUCGGUAUGCUGCAAGUUACCCCCGACCACUACAGUGCCCACUUUCAUUUAUUACGUCACUUCCAGACCAAAACUACAAAAUCGGAAAUCAAAAGGUGGCGCUUUGUUUUCAAAUAAGUUUGAAAAAGCGUUUUACAAAGUAGCUCUUCUCUUUUCGAAAUUUGGAUUUUAUUUAGUUUUAUUUAAUGGCUUGCAAAAAGUUUCCUCAGAGCCUUCUCGGAAAAUUUUUGUUUUGUGUUCAAAAAUCUUUGAAUAUUCGGAUAUUAAUUAGUUUUUCCGUGUGCAUUGAAGAUUUCGAAGUUUCUCGAACUUGUAAAUAGAAGUUUGCAGAAAUGUUUCAUAUAAUUUUUAGAUGUUUUCUCAAACAUUUAGAAGCUUUCCCUUGAAUUACAGUUUCUGUUGAAUUGCUCAAAAAAUGCGAGCUAAUUAUUUAAAAGUUUGAAGACCGUUUCUGUUCCCUGGUGCUGCAAAACUACGAUUGUGAACGGCCAGAGUCUUUUUGUCCCUCUGGCUACUUCUGCCAAUUCAACAUCGUUGAGCGGAAACACCUGUGCUGCACAAUGUGAAAAUAUUGCUGACCGAGAAAACAGAAAAAACUGACUUUUUCUCUUUCUUUACAAGUGAAUCUCUCAAUUGUGGACCUUGAAUGGACAUUUUAUUCAUUUAUUUAUUUAUUUGCUUGUUUGAACCCUGAAAGUUCAGGAAAUUGUGAGGAAGUCGACUUUAAGCCAUUCCAUUGACUCUACUGAAAUUUUCCUGCUAUUUCUGAGUUUUAUAGCUGCUUUUUACUCACAAUUAUUUUUUUUUUGUUCUCAAGUUUCGAAUUCUCGUUUUCUGAAGUUUUUCAGAAAGUUUCGUGAUACAUUGUACGAUUUUUUUUUGUUUUUUUGAAGACAGGGUUUCAUUCAUCAACUUUUUCAUCUUGACUUGAAUUUAAAUUUUGCUUUUUGAGUUUUGACAUUCCCAAUAAUCCACUUCCCUAUGAGAAACUUUAGAUUUUUGUUUCAUCGGAAAUUAUUUGCAUGAUUCUCUCUUCAAAUGUAUGUCUUGCUGCUUUUUUGAUCGGAAGUCUUGAUUCUGCUUUGAGAGCUCAACAAGUCUUGCUAUUGUCCUCCUCCAAUUUCACAUCUGCUCCAACUCACCCAUUAGCCAAAAUGGAGGACGACAAAGAGGAUUAGCGGAGCAAGGGAAAAGUUGCGAAUUGGCGGCCGCCGGGGGCACUUGCCGUUGAUCGCCUCCGGCUAGGUAUUCUUGAUUAAAUCCCAGAGAGUCGACUCACACAAGUGGUGGCAAGACAACAGAAACGAUUGUUCGGUGGCCAGAGGGUCUAGAGAUAUUACAAUCCUCCACGGCCUGGUCAUUAUGCUUCACAAACCCAUUCACACAUUUUCUGCGAAGGACCUUUUCCAAUUUUUUUUUUAUUACUAAGACCGAAAUCUUCUCCCGGAUCUUGUUUGUUGUCUUAACAGUGUAAUUGACCGCUCGACUUGAUUUUUUCGCCUUUAUGUUUGUGUAAUACUCCGCGAUCGGCUCUGAUGGUGCUCGCACGUGAAAUCAGACACCUACACCACGAUGUUUGAUAAUUCUCCAUUUUUUGUCUUUUUUUUUACCAAAAAGUACUACAAUUUUUCAGUUUUUUGGUUUCAGAGUUGAGUUAUUUAUCUCAGAAACAAUUUUUCGCUUCUACUUUAUUUCUGCUUUUCUUUUUUCGAUUUACUUUGAUCAAAAUAAAUUCAUUCAUCUAUUUUUUUUGACAGUUGUACUAUUUUUUUUCCCUUUAUGAUUAAAGUUCGAUCGAUCAAAUGAGAUUUUUAGCUUUUGUGAUUAACACAGCACUUCAAACGACAACUCAAAACUGAGAUUUCUUUCAACUACGGCUUUUUUUCUUCAUAUUGGUUUUUCGAAGUUUUGCCGAACCUUGUUCUUUGAAUAAUCGUAAGAUCUCAGGUACAAGUUUGGAGAUUCGAAAGGAGAACAAAAAUUUGGCUGUUACAUGAGAUUAUCGAUUUUUGCUUUUCUUAUACUAGGUCGGUUUUAAAGUUUGUUCAAACCUGUGAUUUUCUCUUAUUUCAUUUGAUUUUAAAAAAUUUGCUCGAAUUUUUUUAAUUAUCAAUUUUUUUUCAAGUCUGUCAGAAAGACGACUUUGAAUCGCAAAUUUCAAUCAAAAAAAUAAUAAAAAAAUUUCAAAUAUUUUGAAAUCUAUUCUCAUUAUUCAGCUGACUUGUUUUAUUUGGUAUGUCCAAACCGGUAUGCUGGACAGUUAUACGAGGAUCUUCUAUAUUAUUACAACAAAAAUGUUCGACCUGUGAAAAACGCCAGCGAAAGCACGAAAGUCAAGUUCGGUUCAUCGUUGAUUCGGCUCAUCGAUGUUGUGAGUGAUUUCCUCUUUUAUGGAAGAUCUACCGUGACUUUUUCUAGGAUGAGGUCAAUCAAGUUUUAACGACGAAUUUGUGGCUGGAAAUGCAAUGGUUCGACUACCGUCUUCUUUGGGAUCCUGCCAAGUAUGGGGCGAUCAGGAAACUUCACAUUCCUGUGGAUCAAAUCUGGAUCCCCGACAUUCUGCUCUACAACAAGCAAGUGGCUUUCCGCUCAAUCAUAUCCUUGCAACUCUAAUGGACCUCUUUUUUUCUUUUCAGCGCAGACGGAGAGCCACACAUAACGAUAAUGAGCGACGCGUUAGUGUAUCACAACGGCCUUGUUGUGAGUGAAAUACUAUCUCCAAAAUAGCCUCAAAAGAUAUUUUGUAGGUGUGGAAGCCGCCGUCCAUUUACAAAAGUUUUUGUUCGAUCAAUAUUGAGUAUUUUCCCUACGAUACGCAGAAGUGUAAGAUGAAGUUUGGAGGGUGGACUUAUCACGGCUACUUGUUAGACAUGCGUCAACUUCCGGUCUUUUUUGUUAUUGAUUGUUCAUAGUCAAAUGUAAAUCUUUCUGGUCAGUUUGGUGAAUAGAUUGGACUUUUUUUGAAGUUCCCGGAAAACUCUCUGAUAUGGUGUUUUCUUGUUUUACAGGGCGUAUCCAACUUCUUCACUCAAAAAAUAGAUAUUUACUUGGAAUUUUACGACUGUUGCAAUUUUGACCCUAGAAAAGUGUGCAGCAUUUUUGUAAUAAAAACUCCUUGUAUAUUUUUGUAAAUGCCUCUUUUGUGUAAGGUCAGAAAAACGCAGAAAAACGUGAAACUUAAUAAAUUAAUAUGGACAUCUUUUGAAUUUUUCAGACAACCGGCAUGACACCUGAAAACAAAAAAGACGAAUACGGUGAAGAUUACCAGUACCUGGAAAAAGGAAUGGAUCUCAGCACUUAUUAUCCGUUGGUCAUUCAAUCUUUUUGUUUUUCACACUGAUUAUUUUACAGAAGCCUUGAAUGGGAUUUGAUGGCAUUGAGCUCAUCACGACAUGAGAAAUUGUAUCCUGGGUGUUGUGGCCAAGAUUUUUACAUCGAUGUCACUUUUCAAAUCGAACUUCGGCGUAAAACGCUUUUUUAUACUAUCAAUUUGGUUAUUCCUUGCAUGAUGUUUGGUUUGGGAAACUUUAUGAGAAUAUAAGAUCAAAUACUUUCAGCUAUUCUGACAUCUUUUGUUUUCUAUGUACCUCCGAUCGAGCACAAAAUGACAUUUUCUAUUUCGAUUCUUGUCACUUUGACAGUGUUUUACCUGGUUUUAAUUGACCUAGUCCCGCCCACUUCACUGGUGAUCCCUUUAAUUGGUGAGUCACUUUUGGCAAUAUUGACAUUGUGAAUGAAAGUUUUAGAAAGAGGAACUGGACAGAAAUGAUUAAGAAAUGAAUUUUCAGGAAAGUACUUGCUUUUCACGAUGUUCCUUGUCUCGAUAUCGAUUAUUCUCUCCGUAGUAUCGCUGAACUUCUACAGGAGGUGAGAAAUUGACACGACUUGACAAACAUUCCGGCGCCAGCGGCUUUUUUGAAAUGAAAAGAAAAGAGCCGUUGAGUCCGAGAGCAGCCAAAACGCUUUGUAAUAGAGGAAAUGAGGAAUCUAGGGAUGGCACCUCCUUCCCGAUGCCCCAUUGGAUGCGCUACUUGUUCAUCUACACAUUGCCGCGAUAUAUCUGCAUCAAACCGGUUGAUGACGAUGACGUCAGCGAAAGAGGAAGCAGUAUUUCAGGUAGAUUUCUCAAAAAAUUAUGGCGGUUCUUAGCAAGGGGCUCAAAAUGUUGACAAGGGAAAACGAAAAUUUUUUGAUUUUUUAAAAAAGAGAAGAAGUACUUUGUAGGGAACUAGAUUAAAUCGAAAAAUUCUAUUCUAUGAAAUUUUCAAAAUUUUCCAUAUCAAAAAGGAUACUCAACUACUUUUCUCGUCUUUGCUGGUCGUGAUUUCUCACAAUCUAAAAUAAUAAUAACGUUCAGACAUUGGAGCAUUUAUGGAUUCAAGAAGACCUUCUCCUUUUUUUAUAACUGUUCCCACUGCCUCACCUACGGUAAGUGAGAACUUUUUCAAAAAUUUAGAUUUUUUGAGGGUCGUUUGACUCAAAUCAGCCAACAUGGGUUACACCCAGAUCUGAUCCGAGCGAUGAUUGAUAACGUUGUGUUCAUCGCGGAGCAUUUUCGAGCUCUUAAAAAAGAAGAUAAGGCAGGUUUAUUUGAGAUCACAUAUCAAAAUAGGGUUUUCUCUAGGUCUCAACCUUGACAGCGUUCUUCAGACUAAAUUAAUUGAUGUGUACAUUGAGAGGUUCAGAUCUCUGAGGAUUGGUCAUAUGUUGCGAAUGUGAUUGAUCGGAUAUUUCUGAUCAUCUUCACCGUGGCCAACCUCGCGGGGACGUGGAUGAUUGUCUACAGCUCACCAGUUCUCUUUGACAACCGCGCUCCUAUGUCAAUUGUCAGUUCUUUUUCUGAGAAUUUACUUUUUUUAACAUUACCCUCAAGGAGAUUAUCUAUUUUUGAUUCAAAUCUGAUAGUUUUUUUAUGCUCAUUCCAAGAAAAAUAUCAUUUCAAACUUUUCAAUCAUUGAAUGAGAUUAAAGGGAGAAGUGGCUCGACCUCUUUCUGGGGAUACUUUCGAACACUACAUCAACGAGAACUUCACCCAACUUUCUUGGUGGAAUAGCGAGACGCUAUACUGA
Molecule: messenger RNA, 8011 nt
Organism: Caenorhabditis auriculariae
Lineage: Eukaryota; Metazoa; Nematoda; Chromadorea; Rhabditida; Rhabditidae
Source: the annotation of a GenBank genome assembly